CGCUUCUGCGAGGCAGCCUAUGUGAGCAUGUGCACACAGAUCCGUCUCCCAAUGGCACAGCAGCUACUGGGGAAAUUAUUUUGAAAAGACUUGGUUGGAUGCAUAAGACUAAAGUUCAAGUGGGAGGGAGAACAAAAAAGCAAACAGUAGAAUCUUUCAACUGAGAAUGAACAUUUUGAAGCCUACGAUUGUAAGAUGAUGGUGAUCAGAACCAUACCUAAAAGAGACUAAAAACUCCACUGCACGCUCUGGAGCUUGUGACGGUUGUUCACAGCAGGGAUGCCAGUUUUAGCCUUGGAAUUUUCGGAGAGAUAAAGACUUGGAGAAAAUAACUGAGGCUCCCCGACCCAGGAGAUUAAAUCAAGUCAGGGGGUACAUGAAUCCCCUUGGCAGCAUGAUGAACUCCACCCACCACCACGGGAUGCACACUUCUCUCCACUUCUGGAACCGCAGCAGCUACGGACUGCACAGCAAUGCCAGUGAGUCCCUUGGAAAAGGCUACUCUGAUGGAGGGUGCUACGAGCAACUUUUUGUCUCUCCUGAGGUGUUUGUGACUCUGGGUGUCAUUAGUUUGCUGGAAAAUAUUCUAGUGAUUGUGGCAAUAGCCAAGAACAAGAAUCUGCAUUCACCCAUGUACUUUUUCAUCUGUAGCCUGGCUGUGGCUGAUAUGCUGGUGAGCGUUUCAAAUGGAUCAGAAACUAUUGUCAUCACCCUAUUAAACAGUACAGAUACAGACGCGCAGAGUUUCACAGUGAAUAUUGAUAAUGUCAUUGACUCAGUGAUCUGCAGCUCCUUGCUUGCAUCAAUUUGCAGCCUGCUUUCAAUUGCAGUGGACAGGUAUUUUACUAUCUUUUAUGCUCUCCAGUACCAUAACAUUAUGACGGUUAAGCGGGUCGGGAUCAUCAUAAGUUGUAUCUGGGCAGCUUGCACAGUUUCGGGCAUUUUGUUCAUCAUUUACUCAGAUAGCAGUGCUGUUAUCAUCUGCCUCAUCACCAUGUUCUUCACCAUGCUGGCUCUCAUGGCUUCUCUCUAUGUCCACAUGUUCCUGAUGGCCAGACUUCACAUUAAGAGGAUUGCUGUCCUCCCAGGUACUGGCACCAUCCGCCAAGGUGCCAAUAUGAAGGGGGCGAUUACCUUGACCAUACUGAUUGGCGUCUUUGUUGUCUGCUGGGCCCCUUUCUUCCUCCACCUGAUAUUCUACAUCUCUUGUCCCCAGAACCCAUACUGUGUGUGCUUCAUGUCUCACUUUAACUUGUAUCUCAUACUGAUCAUGUGUAAUUCAGUCAUCGAUCCUCUGAUCUAUGCACUUCGGAGUCAAGAACUGAGGAAAACCUUCAAAGAGAUCAUCUGUUGCUAUCCCCUAGGAGGCGUCUGUGACUUGUCUAGCAGAUAUUAAAUGGGG
Propithecus coquereli (Coquerel's sifaka) is the source of this 1402-nucleotide messenger RNA. It is a transcript of the gene MC4R, whose product is annotated as melanocortin 4 receptor. NCBI's taxonomy places the organism in Eukaryota, Metazoa, Chordata, Mammalia, Primates, Indriidae. Gene Ontology annotation, molecular function: melanocyte-stimulating hormone receptor activity. Bases 377 to 1396 code for a protein of 339 amino acids. The record is from RefSeq and is a predicted model, not a curated record. The transcript has a single exon. Gene Ontology annotation, biological process: G protein-coupled receptor signaling pathway. Gene Ontology annotation, cellular component: membrane.